AUGCGCGUAGGCGGCGCGCAUAAAUCAUUCGUGUUGGCCUUGAUCGCACUCUGCCUGACCGUCAGCCACGCAAAGCGCACGAAGAAAGCGGGCAGCAAGACGUUGCAGCGGAUCAAUAGUCUCAUCAACGAGCACAUCAACAAGUGAGUUUGUUUUGGUGCUUUACAUAGAAAGUGUGACUGUAAAUAUUGCUUUGUAAAGUUGUUAGGAUUUGAUGAGAUUUGGUGAAAAAUUGUAGCAUGGUUGGGCAUGCUAUAUACUGGAUUUACAGCACAGGAACAAUAGAGUUUUGGGUCGGAAAAUGCCUAGAAUUUAGGUUCUUUUGAAGUGUUUAGUACCAAAUUCAGAAGACUUUUUUCACAUGUUCCAAUUAAGAACUUUAUCCAAAAAUCAUUACUUUUUGUCAAAAAUUAACUAUUAAGAUAUGGCUAGUACUUUUUUUCACUUACCAUUACCACUCAUUUUCCAUAGUAUGGCGCCUACAAAGGUCGAUGAAUAGCUUAGCGGCGACUGCCAAGAGAGACUUGAAAUUUUCCCACAGUAAAAUGCGCUAUAGUAGAUUUCUUAUAUACGCAAAGUUUCAACAAAAAUUGAAGCAUCGUACAUCAAAACAAUUAAAAAUCUUAAAGCUCUCAUUAGUCAAUUUUCUAUGUAAAAAUAUACUUGUAAAUAUCAGUCUGUCUGGGAAAUAGUGAGCGCAAUAUCGCUGGGCCAAUGGCGUCGCUGAAGUUAAAGCAAUUUGAUUUUGCCGCGACACAGUUCAUUUUCUCGGCAGCGAUGCGAUUUUUGAUGCGACAGAGUGGUCAUUGUUUUCCCGACAGGCCGAUACAGUGACGGACCUGAUCCAGUGGCAAAAAGCCAUUUCGCAUCCAGGAAGCAUCAAAAAGGUGGCAAAAUGCUUCCUUCUCCAAGUGGAAAAAACUUCGUUUUGAAGAGCGCGCCCCUUCCCUCACAAAAAGAUCGGCGCGCCUUUGAAAUUGGAGUUUUUUUUACUUGCAGAGGGAAGCAUUUUGCCACAUUUUUGAUACUUCCCAUUUGCAAAAUGGUACGUUUUUUGCCACUGGAUCAGGUCCCCCACUGUAUUUCCUUUCAUUUUUCCAGAACGCUUCCUCAAUUCGACACUCCCUCUCUGCCUCCGCCCAAACUCAACCCCAAUGCUCGACGUCAUCCCGACGAACUCAGUGUCAACGAUCCGGAAGACUUUUUCCAAGGAGACGUCGAGCUGUCCGACCGCCAGGCCACCAUCAUCGAGCAGGACCUGCUCGAGAAGUUGGGGCGCGCCAACGCCCGUCGCAAACGCAAAGUCGGACGUGAGUCCGUGUACAAACGCUGGGACACCAAGCGACCGAUCAGUUACGAGUUUGCGGAGAGCAUUCCAGAGCCCACCAAGCAGCGAAUCCGCGAGGCCCUCGGGCUGUGGGAGCGGAACACGUGCAUCCGCUUCCUGGAGAACGGACCCGACGUCGACCGACUCGAGUUCUACGACGGUGGAGGGUGUUCGUCGUUUGUGGGAAGAGCGGGCGGCACACAGGUAAGUAGAGGGUAGACUUGGCUGCCGGGCUGGGCCGGCCCGGGCCGGUGUUCGGGCCGGGCCAAAGCAAAAUUGAAACGGGCCGGGCCGGGCCGACCUGUUCCGGCCCGCGGGCCGGGCCGCAACUUUCGGCCCGGGCCGGCCCGGCAAAAUUAAAAUUCUGAAUUUCAAAGCGAAAACUUGGGGCCAAUAAAAUUAAAACGCAAAGCCAAGAAGGGGGUUUAUAUUUUUUUCACAGUAAUCAUAAUUCUAUAAAAAUAAAGCACGGAAGUACUCAAAAAUGGCUAAUAAUAAGUAAUUUUACUAGUAAAAUCUAUUAAGUACUAAUGUAGAUUAGUGUUUGUAGUAAUUUUUUGAACAAACACUCAAAAAAAAACGUAACCGGCAUCCUUAAAAACACAAUUAAGAAGUCGUGUGAAGCAACACUAUCAUCUGGAAGUUGAAAAUCUUGAUAAACGUGGUUCUACCUUUGCUGAGUCUAUAAAAUUGAUCUUGGGGCAAUUUUUAAUAGUCUGAAAACGGAUAUCGGGAUUUUUUUGAUUAAUUUUAUAAAGGCAAUGGGUUGGUAAGUAAUUUUUUGCUUAAAAAAUAUACUGUUAGUUGUUAUAGUAAAGAAAAAUGUGUCACAUCUAAUAGCGAAUUAAGGUUUUUUACUUCUUCUCAAUUUUCGGGCCGGCCCGGGCCGAAGAAAAAUUGAAACGGGCCGGGCCGGGCCGACCUCUUCCGGCCCGCGGGCCGGGCCGCGAUUUUCGGCCCGGGCCGGCCCGAGAGCCAAGUCUAGUAGAGGGCACGUCAAACGGACAGGGGAAAUACUUCAAGUGCGACGCCCAGAUUUUAUUUAAAAUUUUGCACACUUGUCGGGUAUGGACUAAAUAUCAAUUCCUGAAAGUUAGCUCCCGCUUUGCGGGCGCCGCCGAGAUAUCGAACAAUUUUUGCCGCCGAGAGAGCACGCUAAACGUGGAGAGCGGUCAGAGAGAAAAACACUUUUUGGCCAUAACUUUGGCAGUUUCGUGCGGAAAAUUUUGAUUUUUUGUAGGAACACUAUCCUUUACGGUAAAAAUGGGCAUGAAACUUUUCGUGCCGAAAUUCGGCAAAAAGUCUUAAAUUUUCGCCGACUUUCGAUCUAAAAAUCUCGGUUUUUUCUGCAAAGCGCGAGCCAGGAUUCUCGCAUAUAUCUUAGAAAAAAAUAUUCUAAAUUUGUGCCAAGUUUCAUCAAAAUCUGAGCGUCGCACUUGUAGUACUUCCCCUGUGAGAUAAGCCAAAACAGUCCAGUGAAUGGAUUGGCCAUUUGCCAAAAAAAGACGCGAAAAAACGUUUUGUCGGAGAAGAAUGGGGAAUUUUUGGGGCGAGAGAGUACGCUUUUGCGUGUCUUUUUUCUCACAUUCUCUGCGAAAUCAAGACGAAGUGUAAAAAACCGAUAGCGAAGGGUCUAUUCCGGUCAUCGGGCUCCUCAGCUUGACGUGCAUGGUCUUUCAAGAAACGUGAAGAAAAGUAGCAGUCUAUAACUUUCGGCGGAGGCGGCGCAGAGAGUUCAUUUUUGGAAUAUGUAUUUUUAAGCGACAUUAUUUUUUGCCCACGAAAUAACAAGAUUUUUAAAUGCAAAUGAGGUCGCUACAACCUCUUGAAAAAAGGCUCUUUUACCCCGAAACCCAGGGUUUUUCGGUUGAAAAUGAUCGAGAAAUUUCAUAGUUUUUCGGUUGGAAAUCACCAAGAAAUGUCGGAUUUUUUCGGGGGUUUCGAUAAAGUUGACGUUUAAAAAAAGGGAAGUUGUUGCCAACACGUUGAAAAGUAAGCAAAUAUUCCAAAAACGAACUCUCUGCACCGCCUCCGCCGAAAGUUAUAGGCCCCUACUUUCCUUCACGUUUCUUGAAAGACCCUGUAGAAUUCGAUUUGCAAUGAAUUUGAAAAAAUCCAAGUCAUUGCAAUUUGAAUAUUAGGGUGAACCAAAAAAUUUUUCGGAUUUUUUAUUUUCAUUUUAUAUCGCUUUCAGGGAGUCUCCAUCGCCACACCGGGCUGCGACGUUGCCGGCAUCAUUGCGCACGAAGUGGGACACGCGCUCGGCAUCUUCCACGAGCAGGCCCGACCCGACCAGGACCGCAACAUCCGCGUCCACUACGACAACAUCCCCGUCUCGCGCUGGAACAACUUCUACCCCAUCGGCAACGACCAGGCCGACGUCUUUGGUCUACCAUAUGAUGCUGGCUCUGUGAUGCACUACGGGCCGGGCGGGUUCGCCAUCAACCCGUACCAUGCGACGAUCUCGGUGUUGGACGCGAAUUGGCAGAGUACGAUCGGCCAGAGAGUGGGGCCUUCGUUUCUCGAUUAUCAAGCUGUGAGUUGGCUGUGUAUAUUUAUAAGCUACUGAAAGGCCAAAGACGCUAAAAAUUACUUUGAAAACCCGCUGAAACAGGUCGUUACAGAAAUCUAAGGGCUAGCCAUCAAUCUGUUAUCAGUCUGUCGGGAAAAUAAUGAGGGCAAUUUUGCUGCGACAAGCGUGUCGCUGAAUCGAAAAGCAAUUUGAUUUUGCCGCGACACAAUUCAUUUUCUCGGCGGCGAUGCGAUUUUUGAUGCGAAAAAGAGCUCAUUAUUUUCCCGACAGACCGGUAGUAUUUUCAUAAAGUGAAUGGACUUUUGUCGCCGUGCACAAAAAAUUCCGCCUUUUGCACCGUGCAUUUCACUUUUAUUUUGGUUUUCGUUUCGCACUGUGCAUUUGAAAUAUCGCUGCGACACAAGCAAGUUUCAAUUCCGUCAUUGCAAAAAAUUUGCACAGUGCAAACGGCCAUUUUUUAGGUUUGCACUGUGCAUUAUAAAAAGAGGAAAAUGCACUGUGCGUUAGCGACAAGCGUGGGAAAGAGUUCAAAAAGAGCUGGGCGAAAAAAGAAAAAAUGUCCAUGCACUUUAUGAAAGUUCCAUCAGUCUGUCGAAAAAAUAAUGAGCACUUUCGCACAAAUUUUUGUAGGCUCAUGGUGGUUUGAAUGGUUUGAAAAAUGGCUUUGAUUGCAAUGAAAUAUUAGUCUGUCGGGAAAAUAAUGAGCACUCUGUCGCAGCGAAAAUCGCAUCGGCGACGGGAAAAUGAAUUGUAUCGCGUCAAACUCAAAUUCCUUUUCAUUUCAGCGACAUCGCGCUCAUUAUUUUCCCGACAGACUGAUUAUAAAUAUUUGUCCAUUAAAAAAUCAUUUUCAGAUUAACAAAGCCUACAAAUGCACGGAACAUUGUCCUCCGAUCAACUGUAAAAACGGCGGAUAUCCAAAUCCCCACAACUGUAAAAAAUGUAAAUGUCCGGUGGGCCUGGCGGGCGCACGUUGCGCUGACGUGCAGUUCUCGGUCUGCGGAGGCGCUCUGAAGGUGAGGAAACUAUUUAAAACUGCUUAUAUUUUUAUUUAGCAUCAAAAUUCAAGCCCUUCUUCAACGAUUUUCGCAUUUUCAGGCCUCCACAAACAAGCUUCAAAUCCAAUCGCCCAACUACCCUCUGCCAUUCCCGCAGGGCAUGGACUGCAACUGGCUUAUUCGAGCGCCCAAAGGCGGGAAAAUUUAUCUUCAAUUUGUGGAUGAGUUCAACUUUGAGUGCAUCGACACUUGCGACGCCUCUUAUGUGGAGGUCAAGUUGAAGAAGGACUUUCGCAUGACCGGCUAUCGUUUCUGCUGUAGCCAAGCGCCGUCGCAGACGCUGGUCGCGGACUCGGAGCAAAUGGUUGUGCUGCAUCGGGGAAUGGGCCAAGUUUCGGCCGGAUUCCGAGCGUUAAUCUGGUCCGACAAGGAUCCGGAUGAGUCUGAAAAAUCGCAGAUUACUUCCACAAGUCGGCCGUUGUUUACUCUCCCGUUCACGACAACUAUGCGAACGACAACUACGACUGCAGAGCCGGAAAGACCAAUUGAGACCACUAGAGGCAUGGAGAAGAUUGAGGAAGUUGAAUUUAAGCCGGAAAUUGUGCAACCAACUAGAUUUAGAACUUCCCCACCACUUUUCACGACCACUACAACAACUUUAAGACCUACUACAGCUACCACAACUACCACUGAACCACCACUAACAGAGAUUUACGAGAAGAAAACGACCAUUUCUCUGCUGCCCGGGGAAAUCGACCAAUUUCUUGGCGGAGCCCUAGGCCCUGAUGAGAAUUUGGAGAAAAUCGAUGAGGAAAAUGAAAAAGAAAAGGAAUUCACGCUGUUCCCAACGUUGUUACCGACAUUUCCGAAUGUCUUCGGAAUGACGACGGUUCCGCCGAGUUCCGUGGAAGUUCAUUCGACGGAGACGCCGGAAGAAGUGACUGCUCCGGAUGGUGAGUUUGGCGAUAAAUUAUAUUAAUAUAAAAUAUAAACGCAAAGUCAAUCGAAAUUGGCUGUAGAGUAAGUAGCGACGAAAUUAGAACCUAGUUUUAUGAUUCUGUCGGGAAAAUAAUGAGCACAAUGUCGCUGCCCCAAUUGCGUCGCUGAAGAAAAGAAAUUUGAUUUUGCCGCGACACGAUUUAUUUUCCCGGUGGCAAUGCGAUUUCCGAUGCGACAGAGUGCUCAUUAUUUUCUCGACAUUGAUAAUUUUCAAGAAUUUUAUCUCAUGCUAUGCAAGCGCAGCCAAGAUAUUCAAAAAUCUGUCUAGAGAAGGCAUGCAAAAUCUGGCCCAUAUCUAAGCUUUACCCUUCAAGUGGUUUGGGGUUUGGUUAAAAAACAAAGCAGCUUUCUUAUAAAAAUUAAAUUUCCUUGGUUUUUUAUUAUUCAGUAUGGGGUUUUGCGACUUUGCUUUCAUUUUUUAGAUCCUUAAUUACUGGUGCGUUCGGUGAUUUCUGCGGUAUGCACUGUGGAAAAACAAAAGUUCACGUUGCAGUGUGCAAUUUCUUGUUUUUUGCACAGUGCAAGUGGCCUUCUUGGGCUAUCAACAUGUCGUCGAAAUCGCUGCUGCGAUUUUACAAUCAAAGUACAGGGUGUUUCAAGAAAUUCACCGGAAAGUUUUUAUCGAUUUCUUGGUGUUCAGCAAAUAUUCGUGUGAUCGUCAAAAAAGUGCCCAAAUGUUUUCGCUGAAUACACUGUUUUCCGCAUUAGCGGAGAAAAUGAUUUUUUUAGGCGAAAAAUCGCCCAUCUUCUUCUUUGUCAGGCAGAAAGAAUUUUUUGGAUAUCUUGAAUGAGCGGCAAGAAAUCGACAAAAACUUUUUUCUUUUAUUUCUUGAAACACCCAGAAGUUUUUGUGUGUCUAGAAAAUAAUGAGCACAAUUACGCUGCACCAAUUGCGUCGCUAAAGUGAAAAGCAAUUUGAUUUUGCGGCGACACAAUUCAUUUUCUUGGCGGCGAUGCUAUUUUCUAUGCGACAAAGUGCUCAUUAUUUUCCCGACAUAAUGAUAAAAUUCUUUUUCAAACCCCAAUUUUUUCAUUUUUAGGCGCCGAAUGUGCCUGCGGCCCUUGGUCGGAAUGGAUUGCGCCGUGCACGCAAAUGUGUGGCGGUUGCGGGAAACGGACUCGAACCCGCCCCUGUCGCUCCGAGAAAUGUCGCCGCGAAGAGAAGCGGACCUGCAAUUUCGACGUGUGCCCCAAGGGUACCAACUUUCUGUGGACCAACGGCGAGUUCCACUUCCUGUUCGACGGCUGUUGCUUUGGCAGUUUUAAUAACGGGAACGGCGUCUGCAGCGGGAUCGAGCAGGAGAAGAACGGCGGGGUCGUGCAGUUGUUAUUGAACCUGCUGAAGGCCGGAGAUGAGCCGGAUGGAACGAAGAGGCGGACGUUCGUCCCGGAUUAG
This is a messenger RNA of Bursaphelenchus xylophilus (pine wood nematode), 7253 nucleotides long. The record is from the annotation of a GenBank genome assembly. NCBI's taxonomy places the organism in Eukaryota, Metazoa, Nematoda, Chromadorea, Rhabditida, Aphelenchoididae.